GAAUUUCUUGCAGAGCUUCCUGGCUCAUUGUUAUGUAACCAUAUGUAUGCGCUGUAUUUUCCCGGCGGGCGGGCUAAAUUACUUGGUAAGAGGCUCAACAACUCUACCACACAUUUUUUAUUCCUGUGCACUUCAAAAACUUGUCUGCCGCAGAGAUACGGUGGUUCUUCUCUGUAUCUCGCUGUCCUCCCUAGACAUCAAGAGCCUAUCACAAGAGAAAUGUGAGUGAAGCCCCAUGCAGAUAUCCGAUGUGCGGACCCGAGGGGAAGUUACUAUGGGGGUGGCCGCGUCAGCGACGACAUACGUAGGCCAUAGCUUACAACCUCAUGAUCCGCAAUCCUUGUCUACCACAUUUCACACAGAAAACAAUGAGACUAAACAGACCGUGCUUACCGUCUGGCCUCUAGUUUCUGUGAAUCCGGAUAUUAUUAUCUUAUCUGUGUUCUAGUUUUCCUUUUUGUUUCUUCCAUUACUCCCUCCCUCUUUCCUUAAUUCGAUCUAAGACAUCCUGGAACCAAGGGUUCUAGUUUUUGGUACGUCCGACUCAUGUCGCCACCAUACCUAUUUUCCCAACUCAGUAACUGCUGUAAAGCAGCUGUGCUAUGAUUCUCCUUCUUCUUAAUUGUUUCAAUACGAUAUACACUUUUGCUUCUUAUACCCUGUUCUAAGGAGCAUUUCGCCGUCGUCUGUAACAUUCUGGCUCUCGUGGAAUUUGUUGCCUUGCCACAUCUUAUCAUAACACUACACCACAUUCAAAGUCGGAUACUAAGCGCCAGUCACGCCAUUAUUGGAACUGCAUCCCUAAAACAAACUCUGGGGACCGGGGAUUUUUGUCUUGGACCCGUGGGCCCAUCAACAAAGGCACAUUGCCGUCUGGGAAACCCUUUCAACGGGUUUGCUAAAAUCUGACCCAACUCCGCCACGCUGCCUCGUUGGCAGUGCGCAAGUCAUUCUAGCACCGGCUAGCGCAAAUCUGCUAAGUUUAUACUUCAAUGAAUGGAUUCCCUUUGCUCGGGAGCCCAGGCCUAGUCCCACAUAUCUAGCCUUUGGCACCCAGCGUCCCGCCACCAGAAGCACUAAUAUACAUAUACCGCCUGCCUUCCAUUCCUAGCCUGGACUUUGUUGCUUCAGUCAUUCUUUAUUUGCUUUCCGCAUCAUGAAGUGCACAUUCGCUUUGGGGCUCACGGCUGCAUUCCUGUCUCCGCUGAUCGAUGCUGCCGCCUUACACAAUCAAAAUGAUAGGCCGCCAAGAGCUGUCGGCUUGCCUAUCAAGAGGGAACCCGCUGUAGAUCCGAUAGAGGCGGAUAGAACUCGAAUGCGUAAAAGAGAUACGUUGGAGGCAACACUAGACAAUCUGCAAUCGUUAUAUUUUGCCAACAUCACGCUCGGGACACCUGCUCAACAUCUUCGGGUCCACAUUGACACUGGGAGCAGUGAUCUAUGGGUAAAUUCUGCAGGUUCAAAGAUAUGCACUGGCACUUCGACAGUUCCUGGCGAGUGUGAAGAAUCAGGCACCUAUUCGGCAAACUCGUCUUCUACAUAUAAAUAUCUCCAGAGCAACUUCAACAUUACUUACAUGGAUGGAUCGGGAGCAGCAGGCGACUAUGUAUCGGACAUGAUGAUGAUAGCCAAUGCCGAAAUAAAAGACUUGCAGUUCGGCGUUGGCUACCAGAGCACUUCGGCUGAGGCUGUUCUUGGCCUUGGCUACGUAUCCAACGAGGUUCAGGUUGCCAAUCUUGGCCUGAAGGCUUAUAACAACGUUCCCGCAGCUCUAGCUGCCCAAGGCACCAUCCCAUCAAAUGCUUACAGUCUCUGGCUCAACGACCUCGAUUCUCAUUCUGGCAAUAUCUUAUUUGGUGGUGUCGAUACCGAGCGCUUCACUGGUACCCUCGAGACUCUCCCAGUUCAGAAAACAAGCGCUGGCUACACAGACUUCCUUAUUACUCUGACAAGCCUCUCAUUUGGAGGCAAGACACUCAUUGCGAAGCAAGCCCAAGCCGUCCUCCUCGACAGCGGUUCCUCUCUCACCUACCUGCCAAACGCCAUGACGAACGCCGUCUACGAGGCCAUCGGCGCACAGUACGACUCAACACAAGGCGCAGCCUUCGUCCCCUGCUCGAUGAGGUCCAUCAACGAGACUCUCGACUUCACAUUCACCUCCCCCAUAAUAUCCGUCCCUCUAGACGAACUCAUCCUGGACAUCCCAGAAACAAACAACCAAACCGCGGUAUUCCCAGGUGGUGAGCCAGCUUGCCUCUUCGGCAUUGCGCCCUCCGGAGUCACCGUACCCGUCUUGGGCGACACGUUCCUCCGGAGCGCAUACGUCGUGUAUGACUUGGGGAACAAUGAGAUCUCAUUGGCACAGACGAAAUUCAAUGCAACUAAGAGCAAUAUCGUGGAGCUGAGUUCUGGGAAAGAUGCAGCUGGUAUUGCGACGGCUGUUUCGAACCCAGUGGCUGCCACGGCUGGCGUGGGGAAGAGUAGUGACGAGAGCGCCGCGGGUAGGAGUAUGAGAGUCUCGCUGACGGCGGCUGGGCUCUGUGGGGUUGCAGCCGUGUUCACCGGACUCAUGUAGAUGAGGGGUACUUGAUGGAUAUUAGCGAUGGAAAUUGUGGGCGUAUUGUUUUCAGAGGCGUAUUUGUAUUUACGGCGCAUUUGUCAUUGGGUGGGUGGACUGGAGUAGUGGUGGCGGAAUAGCAAUCGAAGCGAAGGGCGGAAAGAGGCUGUACAUGACAACAGUAAUUUAGUAUAAAACCAUCAUUGCCAUCAACGGGCCCGUAUUAGAUUCACAGCUGAUG
Molecule: messenger RNA, 2798 nt
Organism: Pseudogymnoascus verrucosus
Lineage: Eukaryota; Fungi; Ascomycota; Leotiomycetes; Thelebolales; Thelebolaceae
Exons: 2
Coding region: 1157-2575 (472 amino acids)
Biological process (GO): proteolysis
Molecular function (GO): aspartic-type endopeptidase activity
Source: RefSeq, a predicted model, not a curated record